CCAUUAAGACCAGUUCUUGAAUACAUUGAUCUGGUCAGUAGUGAUGAUGAAGAGCCAAGCACCUCUCGUAGUGAUGAGAUUUUUAAACCUAAAGACUAUAUUGAUCAUCAGAAGGAUAAAGUUUCUCUAACUUUGGCUCGUCUGGCUCAACAUGUUGAAGUGGAAAAACAGCAAAAAGAAGAGAAGAAUAGAGCAUUCAGGGAAAAAAUUGAUUUUCAGCAUGCUCAUGGGUUACAAGAAUUGGAAUUUAUUCGAGGACAUUCUGACACAGAAGCAGCAAGACUAUGUGUGGACCAGUGGCUAAAAAUGCCAGGACUCAAAAUAGGCACAAUUAAUUCUGGAACAAGGAAUUCAUUCCGGAAAGGAGGACAAAUGCAGAAGUCUGAGAAGCCAGUUUCAUGCCCGAUAAUGCAGUGUAACAAGGAAUUUGACAAUGGCCAUCUUCUCUUAGGACAUCUGAAAAGGUUUGAUCAUUCUCCAUGUGAUCCAACAAUUACAUUACGUGGACCUUUGACCAAUUCCUUUGUUUGUGUAGUAUGUUAUAAAAAUUUCGUUACUCAGCAGCAAUAUAGGGAUCAUCUUUUUGAUAAGGUAGCUACAGAUGACACACAUAGCAGCAGCCUACUACCUCAGAUUAUUCAGUGUUUUGCAUGUCCAAGUUGCUUUCUUCUUUUUAGCAACAAAGAUCAAUGUUUGAAGCAUAUGUUCGGAAAGAAUCAUUUCCAUCAAAGUUUUAAACUAGGUGAUAACAAACCAGUGGCGCGUCCAAUAUCAUUUCCAUCGUUUGCAAAGAAGCUUUUGAUCUCUCUGUGCAAAGAUGUUCCAUUUCAAGUCAGGUGUGUGGCCUGCCACCAGAUGCUGCGUUCACACAUGGAGCUUACUGCCCACUUCAGGGCUCGUUGUCGAAAUGCUGGACCUGUAGCUAUAGCUGAGAAAAGCAUUGUCCAGGUUGCGGAAAAAUUCAUAUUAAGAGCAUAUUGUACAACUUGCAACCAAGUCUUUGUUGAUGAGGCCAGCACACAAGCUCACAAGCAGAAUACAGGACACAAAAUCCGAUUCAUUAACUCAGUAGAAGAAUCCAUCUUACUUUAUUGCCAUAGCAAUGAAAGGAAUAAUAAUCCUUCUGACUUGAAUUUGUUGUUAAGUCAACCAAAGUUUUCAUCACUUAAGCGAACUAUGUCUAUUAAAGAGUCUAGCUCCCAGGAUUGUAGCUCCAUUCCAAAGAAGAAGAUGAAUUUAACAGAUAAAAGCCAUGAAGGUGUGGUUUCUGUUCAGAAUCCAGUGUCAAGAGUUAAAGCUUGGUUUUGUGAAUGCAGUCAGCGCUUCCUAAGUGAAGAUGCAGUAGAAAAGCACGUCUUCUCAGCAAACACCAUGUGUUACAAGUGUGCAGUCUGUGGAAAGGUGUGCGAAGAUUCAGGAGUAAUCCGUUUACACAUGAGCCGGAUUCACGGAGGGGCACAUUUAAAUAACUUUGUUUUUUGGUGUCGAACAUGUAAAAAGGAGUUGUUAAGGAAAGAGACAAUCAUGGCACAUGUGACUGAAUUUCAUAAUGGGCAUAGGUAUUUUUAUGAGAUGGAAGAGACAGAAGAUGAGCCUUUGCCAUCAUCCUCUUCAGUGAGUAAUUUGACUGCUAACAAACCUACACCUAUCACCGUUGCUGAUCAUUUCCCAGCAAACAGCCCUCCACGGGGCAAAUGGCAGUGCCGAAUUUGUGAAGAAAUGUUUGACUCCCAUGAAUGUGUGAAACAGCACUGCAUGGCUUUGUCAAGUCACCAGUUUCAUAGGUACAGCUGUAGCCAUUGCAGAAAGACUUUCCAUAAAAUUGAAACAUUACACCGACAUUGUCAGGAUGAACAUGACAAUGAAGUAAAGAUUCAGUACUUUUGUGGGCUUUGUGAUCUUGUCUUUAAUGUGGAAGAAGCAUUUCAGAGUCAUUACAAGGAGCAUCACAGCAUAGAUUAUAUGUUUGUGGCAGAAAAAAUGGAAAGAUCAAUUAAAACUGAGGAUGAUUUUCAAGUCAUAGAGACCAGCAACCUGUUGAGCUGUGGUUGCCAUGAGAGUUACAUGUGCAAAAACAACAGAAAGGAGGAUUACAGUAGAUGUCUGCAAGCCAUGCUAGCUAACGGGACAUUGUGGUUUCGCUGCAGUUUGUGCUCAGCAACAUCACAGAAGUUGGAUGACAUGAACACUCACCUCUAUCAAGUGCACAGAGCAGAAGGGAAAGCUCCAGAGGAGCUGCAAUAUGUGGUCAAGUGUGGCACCUGCACCAAAGCAUUUCAGGACCUUGGGAGGGCCCAGAAGCACUUCCACAGAAAUCACAGCUCCUCAGAGAGGCUUAGCACAGUGCGUGUCAAAGCUGAGAAACGAAGCCCAGGCAAGAGGGCAGCUAGCCCCACCAGUGUAGAGAACAGACUCAAGCAAGCAGUGGGUAGUCCAGAAUGUUCAGACAUGGAGAAAGGAGCUGAGGAUGACCUCAGUGGUCAGAAAAUAGAGGAAGAAGUUGAGCUGCCAGAUUUGGAUUACCUGCGAACCAUGACUCAUAUAGUCUUUGUAGAUUUUGAUAACUGGUCCAACUUUUUUGGUCAUCUGCCAGGGUAUCUUAACCAAGGAACAUUUAUUUGGGGCUUUCAAGGAGGAAACACCAAUUGGAAACCUCCCCUCAGCUGUAAGGUAUAUAAUUACUUGAACAGGAUUGGUUGCUUCUUCCUUCAUCCUCGGUGUAGUAACAGAAAAGAUGCUGCUGAUUUUGCUAUAUGUAUGCAUGCUGGCCGCCUUGAUGAACAACUACCCAAGCAAAUUCCUUUUACCAUCCUCUCAGGAGAUCAAGGUUUUCUGGAGUUAGAGAAUCAAUUUAAGAAGACUCAGAGGCCAGCUCAUAUCCUAAAUCCUCACCACUUAGAAGGAGAUAUGAUGUGUGCCUUGUUAAACAGCAUAUCUGAUGCCACCAAAGAAUGUGACAGUGAGGAGAACAUGGACCCAGAAACUACUUCAGUGGAAAAUGACUUCAGAUCCACAGAAGAUCUGGAAUUAGAAGAAGCUAUUAGAAGAAGUCUUGAGGAAGUGUAACGAAAGAUAUUACCACACAACAUCAAUUGGCCUUGAGGACCAGAAGCCUUCUAGUACAGAUAUAUCUGAAGAUGCUUUUGCUUUCAUAUGUUCACAAUCUCACAUCUGUUUUGUUUUCUUGGGUAUUAUACAAAAUAUGUAUGAGAGGAAUAGAAUACAUGCUAAGGCAAAUAUGGAUUAUGAUUGUCAUAGUUUCUCAUCUAACCUAAAAUAUGUGUAUAGUUAGGUUGAAAGCAUUCUUAAAAAGUGGGGGAGGAAAAGCUCUUGGCUGCUGUUUAUGUUUCCACGUGUUACUUCUUUGGUUUCAUUUGUACUGGGCAAAUGAUGCUAGAUUAUUUUUUUAGGAGUGAAAAUAUAAAUAAAUGUGCCAUAACUGUUUUUCCACAAAUUCUGUACCUCAUGUGGCACUGUUUGUGAUUGUUUUGAUUGGUUUGUUUUAUGAAAAAUCCAUAACAAAAAACUUGGUAUUGACUGGAUGGGCUUUGUUGUUUUUGAGCCAAGUGUUGAAGGUUUCAAGGAAUAGAGUUAAGGAGGAGGAACUUGGACAUUGACAACAGCAGGUAGGCAGAGAACUGACUGGCCAGCAUUAUCAAACUGCAUGGCAGCGCCUGUGUGUGACAGCUGAGUACUCCCUUGUAUAGCCAUAGUCAACUCUUGUUGGAGGUGAUGGAGGUCUGGCUUUAUAUCAGAGAUCAAGCUCUGCUCCUGCUCCGGGAGGAGGGGGUGGGACUUCCACAAGCUCUGCCAUGGUCGUUUUCAACGUAGGCAGGUGUUACAAAUGGUGUGUCUUUAUUAGAACUCAAUCGUGGGACCCUGCUAAAACUUUCACUACUGACAUACUCUGUGAGAAUCAUGUAAAUAUAUAUUCUUUCUUUAACUGGAGCAGCACAUUGCUAAUUUAAAAAAACAAAACACUUUUUUCUUCAAAGUAUUAACAUGAAACUUUCUAUUUCCUUUACUUGCUUAGAUUUUUGUGACUUGAUUGUCAAAAAUGAUGUCAGAAUAUAUUAAUAGAAUUAAACUUAUUUUUAAAUAAUACUAGUCUUUAUAUUUUUGUGCACAUAUGAUUUUCUUCAAAAAAACAUGUUGAAAGUCUCCUCAUAUUCUUAGUGCUUUAAAACUUGUAUUUCAUGUGGAUUAUCUCUAUUCAUUGAAUUGUCCGUUUUCUGAACCUGGUAUUGCCUAUUCUUCAGUUGAAACUUCCUUGUGAAUUUAAAACUAUUUCUCUAAAUACAACUAUUUCUCUAAAUAUAUUUGACAUAUAAGGCUCUUUAAAUUU
Messenger RNA from Dipodomys ordii (Ord's kangaroo rat), 4345 nucleotides. RefSeq names its product zinc finger protein 451-like. Gene Ontology annotation, biological process: regulation of transcription by RNA polymerase II. The record is from RefSeq and is a predicted model, not a curated record. Gene Ontology annotation, cellular component: nucleus. The transcript has 13 exons. NCBI's taxonomy places the organism in Eukaryota, Metazoa, Chordata, Mammalia, Rodentia, Heteromyidae. Bases 307 to 3066 code for a protein of 919 amino acids. Gene Ontology annotation, molecular function: DNA-binding transcription factor activity, RNA polymerase II-specific; sequence-specific DNA binding.